Raphanus sativus (radish) is the source of this 1242-nucleotide messenger RNA. RefSeq lists its product as uncharacterized. Lineage: Eukaryota; Viridiplantae; Streptophyta; Magnoliopsida; Brassicales; Brassicaceae. The transcript is spliced from 2 exons. The record is from RefSeq and is a predicted model, not a curated record. Bases 230 to 1021 code for a protein of 263 amino acids.
CCGUUACAAUAAACGAAAACAUUUUCUUCUCCACCACACGAUUUCUAUGUUAAUCAGCUUAAUCUUUUUUGGUAAUAAGAAUUAGAUUAAUGCAACAAGAGAUCUUUGCCCCAGUUGGAGAAUCUCCCAGUCCCACCCCAAUCUUGUCUCUCCACACACUCAACCUUGUAACCUUUUCACUCUGUAUGUCGCAGAGUAAGCUUCUUCAAAAGCUAAGCAACUUUCUCUCAUGGAGUCGCUGCUCACAUCAUCAUCAUCAUCAACCUUAUCUCUUUACCCUUCUUCUCCUCUCUCCUUCCUUAAACUACCUUCUUCUAUCCACAACAACAACACCAUCUCCUUCUGCUGUAAAGCCUCCUCGAAUCCUACACCUGACUGCAACGCCAAUGAUCGGUUCAUCAGAGCGAUUAAAGGGCUGGUUUCGUCUCGGCAAUGGAUGUCGCGUUUUCGAGCUUACGGAGAAGACACGGCGUCGUUUUCGGCCGGAGAUUUGAAGCAGAACGGUGGUUUGGGGAUCGCUCUCUUGAGCAUCACGGCUUCGGCUAAGGUGAAGAUUAGCCCUUUCGUGGCGACGCUGUCGGCGAAUCCGACGUUUGUUUCGGCCGUGUUCGCGUGGUUCUUUGCGCAGACGAGCAAAAUGGUUAUUAACUUCUUCAUCGAGAGGAAAUGGGAUUUGAGUUUGUUGUUUGCUUCUGGCGGGAUGCCUUCUUCUCACUCGGCUCUGUGUAUGGCUUUGACGACCUCUGUUGCGCUUUGUCAUGGUGUCGCCGACUCGUUGUUUCCUGUUUGUUUAGGGUUUAGCUUGAUUGUGAUGUAUGAUGCUAUCGGUGUUAGACGUCAUGCUGGUAUGCAAGCUGAGGUUCUGAACUUGAUAAUAAGGGACUUGUUUGAAGGACAUCCCAUCAGUCAAAGAAAGCUAAAAGAGUUGCUGGGUCACACUCCUUCACAGGUUCUUGCAGGAGCGUUAGUUGGUGUUGUGAUUGCUUGCUUUUGUUGCCAAGGCCACCUUGUCUCGUCCUAAGAUCUCAUUAACUCUCAAGUUUUCUGAUUAUUAUUAUUUUUUUCUUAUUUGGUUCAAUUUCUGCAUUAGCAGAAAAACUUUGUGCUUUGAGUAUGGCUUAGCAUCAUGAUUCGGCUAAGGAUUCAUGGUUGUAUCAUAUGUUGUAUUCAACAAUAGAGAAAACUCUUGCUUUUUCUUUUCUUUUUGUAAUCUCUUGAAAAUGCAAUGAUACCUUUGUUUUA